CGAGCCGGCCCCGCCCCGCUGCCGCGCCCCCGCGGCCGGCCGGCCUGGCCAGGGGCGGCGGGAGCCGGCGGCCCCAUGCCCGAGCCCGGCCCCAGGAUGAACGGCUUCUCGCUGGGCGAGCUGUGCUGGCUCUUCUGCUGCCCGCCGUGCCCGGGCCGCAUCGCCGCCAAGCUGGCCUUCCUGCCGCCCGAGCCCACCUACACGGUGCUGGCGCCCGAGCCGCGGGCGCCCGCCCGCGACGACAGCCCGGCCGGCGCCUGCAGCCUGCACCUGAGCGAGCGCGCCGACUGGCAGUUCUCGCAGCGCGAGCUGGACGCCGUCGAGGUCUUCUUCUCGCGCACGGCCCGCGCCAACCGCCUGGGCUGCAUGUUCGUGCGCUGCGCGCCCGCCGGCCGCUACACGCUGCUCUUCUCGCACGGCAACGCCGUGGACCUGGGCCAGAUGUGCAGCUUCUACCUGGGCCUCGGCUCGCGGCUCAACUGCAACGUCUUCUCCUACGACUACUCGGGCUACGGCGUCAGCUCGGGCCGCCCCUCGGAGAAGAACCUGUACGCGGACAUCGACGCCGCCUGGCAGGCGCUGCGCACGCGGUAUGGGGUCAGCCCUGAGAACAUCAUCCUGUACGGGCAGAGCAUUGGCACGGUGCCCACCGUGGACUUGGCCUCCCGCUAUGAGUGCGCAGCCGUCAUCCUCCACUCUCCACUCAUGUCUGGCCUGCGCGUGGCCUUCCCCGACGCCAGGAAGACUUACUGCUUUGAUGCCUUCCCCAGCAUCGACAAGAUCUCCAAAGUCACCUCCCCGGUGCUGGUCAUCCACGGGACGGAGGACGAGGUCAUUGACUUCUCGCACGGGCUGGCCAUGUACGAACGCUGUCCACGGGCUGUGGAGCCGCUGUGGGUGGAGGGGGCAGGGCACAAUGACAUCGAGCUCUACGCACAAUACCUGGAGCGGCUGAAGCAGUUCAUCUCCCACGAACUCCCCAACUCCUGAGGGCCAGCCAGCCCCACCUGUGGGAACACCGGGGUGCUCAGUACGGGGCGAGGCUGUGGCCUCUCUCCCUGGCCGGCCUCCACCCUUGGGCCGCCGGCGCAGGCCCAGCCGGACCUGUGCUCCGCACCGAGAGCCAUACUCACAUCUGUGACGGGGUCUGAAAAUGCCUUGUUCUUCCUGUGGGCACCCCGUCGCCCCCAAACACGUGGCCAGUUGGGCCAUGUGUGGGAACUCUCACCAACAGCUCCAUGAACCUCCUGGACAUCACUGGAAUAUUCCGAAAAGAAACUGAGUGUCUUUCUCUCUCUCUCUCUUUCUUUCUUUCUUUCUUUCUUUCUUUCUUUCUUUCUUUCUUUCUUUCUUUCUUUCUUUCUUUCUUUCUUUCUUUCUUUCUUUCUUUCUUCCUUUCUUUCUUUCUUUCUUUCUUUCUUUCUUUCUUUCUUUCUUUCUUUCUUUCUUUCUUUCUUUCUUUUUCUCUUCCUUUUCUUUUCUUUCCUUUCUUCCUUUCUUUGUUCCUGUAUGUGUGUUACCAGCCCACCAAGGUUCUCCUGUUUUGCUUGUCUGGUGGUUCUAACUCCAUGCCUGGCAGAUGCUGGUCUCAGAGCUGGGGUCUAGGUAUUGCCCCCGGCAAGAGACCACUGUGCUCCCCUCCUCAGUCAGGUUCCUAAUUCCUGGUUUGUAGUAUAAAUGAUUGGAUACAUUUUGUUAAUAUGUUUUUACUCCUCUGUUUUGCUAUUAAAAUUUUUUAUAACAUUUCCAAGAUGAAAAAUAACAAACCAACAGCUGCUGCAUUUAUGCUUUGAAGAAUCUCUGUGAUCAAACUCUACUGUGUGACUCUUUGUAGUUCUGGGGACUCUGGGCUCAAACCCUGGCAAGGCACCGAACCUGUGUCUCUGCCAGAAGCUACCCAGGACCUUCCCCCACAAGGUGCUGGAGGGGUUUCCGUUGGGGGGGUCCAUCUUUGGGCUGACUUAAAUCCUUUCUCAAUUCAAAGCCUUAAAUGUACUGUAAGCCUCAGCAGCUUGUCCGGGGCGUGACGGGCAGUGAGGAAUAAAGAUGCA
This is a messenger RNA of Sorex araneus (European shrew), 2051 nucleotides long. RefSeq names its product abhydrolase domain containing 17C, depalmitoylase (gene ABHD17C). The transcript has 3 exons. The record is from RefSeq and is a predicted model, not a curated record. Gene Ontology annotation, biological process: protein depalmitoylation. Lineage: Eukaryota; Metazoa; Chordata; Mammalia; Eulipotyphla; Soricidae. The coding region runs from base 76 to 990 and encodes 304 amino acids. Gene Ontology annotation, molecular function: palmitoyl-(protein) hydrolase activity. Gene Ontology annotation, cellular component: plasma membrane; endosome membrane.